AUGGCGAUCGUCCUUCCCAUCGCGAAGGUCAUCGCGGCCGUGUUCCUCAGCAUAGCAUUAUACAACUUUCUCGAGCUUAAUGUCUACAUUCUCACCCUGUUCAAACGGCGCAGCGGGCUGUAUUUCUGGAGUUUCACGGUUGCCACAUAUGGAAUCCUUUUCAACUCGAUUGGAUACAUGCUCAUGCAUUUGGUCCAAAUCGAGACGAAGAACGUAUACGCUACAUUAAUCCUCAUAGGAUGGUGUUGUAUGAUCACUGGCCAGUCGGUGGUGUUGUAUUCGCGGCUGCAUAUUGUUAUGCACAACCUCCGAUGGCUCAAGUAUGUCCUGACCAUGAUCAUCGUCAACGCAAUCUGGCUACACAUUCCUGUUAUCGUUAUCGUAUAUGGUACAAACUCAGCCGACCCGAAGCCCUGGAUACCGGUGUAUAACAUAUACGAACGAAUCCAACUCAGUGUCUUCAUCGCCCAAGAACUCGUCAUCUCAGGCCUCUACCUCUUCGAAACCACCAAGCUCCUCCGCCUGGAGCGUACUAUUGGAAACGUUGGUACCCGGAAACUCCUUUACCAUCUCAUCUCGGUCAACGCUCUUGUCAUCCUCCUCGACUUCAGUAUUCUCGCCCUGGAAUUCGCCGACCUCUUUGAGAUCCAAACGUCCUGGAAGCCACUUGUAUACAGCAUCAAGCUCAAACUCGAAUUCAGCAUUCUCACUCGUCUCGUCAAUUUGACGCGAAAGGCCAGGAGUGGAAACGGGGCCAGCUCCUACGGCAACAACGCAUAUGGUAACAACGCAUAUGCAAACCGCGGAGUAGAGGCCGGAGGCGUGCCACUGGGAACGAUGAGGGCAAAGAGCAACAUCCAACGGUCAAUGGUAGGAACAGGCAAGGACGAAACAGACACAUGGGAGGUCCACGUUAGCACUGGCAAGGGCAACACCAAGGCCAUGCCAGCGCAGGUGGUCAAGACGACAGAAUUCACGGUGCACAGUCACAGCAGACAAGCGAGCACAGAAAGUCUGGUGGAGAGCGGGAAGAAAGCAUUUGUUCACACGACUUCAACAGAGUCGCAUGAGAUUGAGAGGGAUAGCGCGUCGUCUGUCUUGUCAGAUCCGCAUUACAGAAGGCACAAUGAAGGUCAGCAAUGGUAA
Molecule: messenger RNA, 1146 nt
Organism: Bipolaris victoriae FI3
Lineage: Eukaryota; Fungi; Ascomycota; Dothideomycetes; Pleosporales; Pleosporaceae
Exons: 1
Coding region: 1-1146 (381 amino acids)
Source: RefSeq, a predicted model, not a curated record